AUGACGAUGGCUAUCAGUAACAAAAGCCUCAAAGUUUUGCCGAAGGUGAAGCCUUACUUCUACAUGGUUUUGCAGCAGUUUCUUCUUGCCGUCAUGUAUGUGCUCGCGGAGGCAACCCUCAAGAAUGGGAUGAGCCAAUUUGUGCUCGUUGUAUAUCGUAACAUUGUUGGUGCUCUCUUCAUCGCGCCAUUUGCGUUCUGUAAACGGAGACCCAGAAUUACAGUGGCUAUCUUCCUCAAGAUAGUGGCAUUAGCUAUAUUGGAUCCGGUGCUUCAGCAAAAUUCAUUUUACGUGGGAGCGAAGAUGACCUCAGCAAGCUUUGCCUCUGCGCUGGAAAAUAUAAUUCCUGCCAUUACUUAUCUAAUGGUCCUUGCUCUAAGAAUGGAGAAGCUGGAAAUCAAGCGAAGAUUUUGCCAAGCAAAGGUUAUUGGAACAAUCGCUAACGUGGCAGGAGCAGUUCUGAUGAUCGUUUACCAAGGCCCCAACUUGCCAUUUCCAUGGAAUUUCAAUCGAGGAGGUGAUCAGAAUAACAUCACAGAAGCCGAAGGCAGCUCUAAUUGGUUACAGGGCACUUUCUUCAUUAUAGCAAGCAACACCUCCUGGUCCCUCUUCUUAAUACUACUAUCAAAUACGCUAGAAUCGUUCCCUGCAGAACUUUCCCUCACAGUUUUGAUUUGCUCCAUGGGAGCGGUGAUGAGCGCAGUGGUUGCGUUGGUGGUGCAGCUUGGAGAUUUAAGGCCAUGGGUUGUAGGCUGGGACAGUAGGCUCUUUGUCUCAGUAUAUGCGCUCUGA
Molecule: messenger RNA, 792 nt
Organism: Phalaenopsis equestris
Lineage: Eukaryota; Viridiplantae; Streptophyta; Magnoliopsida; Asparagales; Orchidaceae
Product: WAT1-related protein At4g08290-like
Exons: 6
Coding region: 1-792 (263 amino acids)
Cellular component (GO): plasma membrane
Molecular function (GO): transmembrane transporter activity
Source: RefSeq, a predicted model, not a curated record